Fulvia fulva is the source of this 1347-nucleotide messenger RNA. RefSeq names its product Extracellular protein. NCBI's taxonomy places the organism in Eukaryota, Fungi, Ascomycota, Dothideomycetes, Mycosphaerellales, Mycosphaerellaceae. The record is from RefSeq and is a predicted model, not a curated record. Gene Ontology annotation, biological process: lipid metabolic process. The transcript is spliced from 2 exons. Gene Ontology annotation, molecular function: glycerophosphodiester phosphodiesterase activity. The coding region runs from base 1 to 1347 and encodes 448 amino acids.
AUGUCUUCAUUCACUCUCCUCGCGGCAGCGCUGCUGACCACUGCUCAUGCUCUACCUGCGCCUGCAGACCACGGGAACUAUGGCAAAUAUGGCAGCUAUGGUAGCUACGGAGCCAAGCCAGAUAAUGGCAGCAGCUCAGAGCAGCCUACGGAGAAAUAUGUUGUCUCCCUCGGGCCACGUCCAUACUACCUGGUCAACAACAUGACAGAUGGCGCCUUGAAGACUAAGCUGGAUUCCUGCAAGAGCCUGGACUUCUCAGUCACUGGCUUCACGAUCGGUCACCGCGGCGGAGGCACUCUCCAGUUCCCAGAAGAGACGGCACAGUCUGAAGACGCUGGUGCUCGCAUGGGAGCCGGCAUCCUUGAAUGCGACGUCUCUUUCACCAAAGACAGAGGUCUCGUCUGCCGCCACUCCCUCUGCGACCUUCACACCACGACCGACAUUCUCACCCGCCCCGAGCUAGCCAAGAAAUGCGUCGUCCCUUUCACACCCGCCAACGCUACCUCCCCAGCCAACGCAGUCUGCUGUACCUCCGACAUUACCAUCGCCGAGUACGAGACGCUUUGCGGCAAACAAGAUGCCUUCAACGCCUCGGCCACAACACCGAAAGAAUACCUCGGCACCGCUCCUGACUGGCGCACGGAGCUCUAUGACACAUGCGGAAAACUCUUGACGCUAGAUUCCUACAUCGAUUUGGUAGAAUCCCAGCCAGUCCAACGCAACUUCACGCCCGAACUAAAGACCCCACCCACACCAUACGUCCCCAUGCCCUUCAAUGGCUACACGCAGGAACAAUACGCCCAGGACCUCGUCGACACCUUCAAGAACCGCAGCAUCUCCUACGACCGCAUCUGGCCUCAAUCCUUCCUCUACGACGACAUCCUCUACUGGCUCAAAAACGACCACGAAUUCGGCAAACAAGCCAUUUUCCUGCAGGAAUACGACACAGCCGCAGACAUCGCCAACGCCACCCGUAACCUGACCGAAGUGCGCGCCGCGGGUGUGAACAUUAUCGGACCCUCCAUUCCCAUGCUCGUCACACCUGGUGGUCCGGACAAUAAGACCAUCGUGCCUAGCGCCUAUGCUAAGGCUAUUCUGGUGGAAGGGUUCGAUAUCAUUGCGUGGACGUAUGAAAGGAGUGGGCCGGUUGCGACGGUCAAGGAGAGUGGUGAGUAUUACUUUAGCAGUAUUGCGGAUAUUGUUAGUUAUGAUGGGCAGUAUUAUGAUUUGUUGGAUGUGCUGGCGAAUCAGAUUGGGAUUAAGGCGAUGUUUUCGGAUUGGGCGAGUAGUGUUACUUAUUUUGCGAAUUGUUUUGGGUUGGAGGGGCCAAGGAAUGUUUACAAGUGA